GUCUGUAGUGGGUUUACAUACUAUUUGUUACUUCCUCUCAGUUUCGAAAGGUAUCCAGUACCAUUCAAACAGGUGCAAUGAGCUGUGGUCCAGGAGGAAGCAUGAAAUUAGCAACUUUUCUGCUUCUACUAGUGGGUGUUGCAGAAGUGUGUGCAAAAUGUCCGUCUGGAUUCUUCGAGUGCAGUAACGGCGCCUGCAUACGGGAAGCAAAACACUGCGACCGUAAGAAAGAUUGCCCAGAUGGAGCUGACGAGCUGCACUGUGAUGACAUAAACUGUGAGGCUCCAUUAUACUGGAAGUGUGAAGAUGGUAGAUGCAUACAGACCAAAUUCAAGUGUGAUGGUAACAAUGAUUGUGGAGACUGGUCAGAUGAAAAAGACUGUAAUGCAUCUAAGGAACUGACUUGCCCUGAUACUGCUCCUAUAAGAAAUGUUAAUUCUUCCUCCUCACAGUUGACUUUGACAUUUACCUUGUUGGUAUCUGUUGUGCAAAAAGUCUGCAGUGAUGAAGAUUUUGCAUGUGGGGAUGGCACCUGCAUUCCAGACAACUGGGUGUGUGAUGGCCUCAAGGACUGCCAGAAUGGCAAUGAUGAAGUUUUGGGCUGCUCUAAAAAGUUGGAUUGUGGCAAAGACUUCCUGUGCUCCAACCACCACUGCAUUCCGAAGGCUUGGGAGUGUGAUGGCAACAAUGACUGUGGGGACAACAGUGAUGAAGUAAACUUGUUACAAUGCAGCAGCAGCCUGUUUUUUCCUGCUUGUUUUGCUAUGUUUCAUCUCCUCCAAAUUUCUCAAAUGUUGAAUGCUGCAUUAUCUCAUUUGCAAGAAGUCUAUCAAGCGAGUGGUUUCCCCCAUGAGCAUAUUGCUGAGAGUUGGAACAGGAAAAAUUCAGACAAAGUGGCUCAGUUGGUCAUGAUACAAAUAGUUGUGAACAUAAGGGCUGCUAAGUCUAUUCUCAGACCAGGAGGUAAGCCAAAAGAUGCUACUGAGGGCUGCACAUUGGACAAGAACUUGUUCAGUUGUCACGACAAGUUGAAAUGUGUAGAAGUUGCCGAAGUCUGUGACGGAACCCCGCACUGCUUGGAUGGUUCGGAUGAAGGUCCCAUGUGCCAGAAAAGUAAAGCAUUGUGCCCCAACCAGGGCUGCAGCUUCAGGUGCCAGCCCACACCCAGUGGACCUGUCUGUGUCUGUCCAAUGGGUUUCAACCUGGUAAAUGAAAAGUACUGCUCAGACAUUGACGAGUGCAAGAUGUAUGGCAUAUGCUCCCAGAAGUGCAGAAAUACACACGGCAGCUAUGAGUGUUUCUGUGACCAGGGCUACACCUUGCAGAGUGAUAACCACACUUGCACUGUCAAUGAAGGAGAAGCUGUCUUGCUGUUUUCAACAAAGACCGAAGUUCGGGUUUACUUCAUGCGGAACGAGGUGUACAGGUUGGUGGCAGACGGGCAGCAGCAUGUGGCGGGAGUGGCUUAUGACGGAUUGUACGUCUACUGGACGAGUGUCCGCAAUGGAGAAGAGGCCAUCGUCCGGAGCAACCACGAUGGCUCCAUUACUGAUGUGCUCGUGUCUUCAGGUUUGAGUCUACCAGAAGACCUGGCAUUGGACCUCAUAACAGGCAACAUCUACUUCACUGAUGGUGAAGAGAGCUACAUAGGAGUCUGCACAAAAACUGGGACAGAAUGCACUGUGCUUGUGAAUGAGGAUGUCCGGAAGCCCAGGGGAAUAGCUCUCCUGACACAGAAUGGGUCAAUGUACUGGUCUGACUGGGGCAAGAACCCGAAAAUUGCGACAGCUGGCAUGGAUGGAUCCUCACCACAGCCCUUCGUGGUUGGUGUGCACUGGCCCAACGGGAUAACCAUAGACAUUGGCAACGAGCGCUUGUACUGGGUUGAUGCCAAGCUGCAGUCAAUAGAAUCCGUCAACUUGGAUGGCAGCGAUCGCAGGGUAAUUCUGGAAACAGCUGUGAAGCACCCAUUCUCGAUCGCAGUCUUCGAGAACACCCUGUACUGGUCGGACUGGGAAGACCAGCAGAUUGCCUCAUGUCACAAGUUUACAGGAAAGAACUACAAAGUCAUGUUGCGGUCGCUCAGAAGCCACAUUUACGGAAUAAAAAUUUACCACCCUGCCCUCCAUCCCUCGAUGGAGAAUCCCUGCAAAGAUGCUGGCUGCAGUGAUAUUUGUAUGCUGGCCCCUAACUCAUCGUACACAUGUGCCUGCCCCGUGGACAAAGAACUUGGUUUUGAUCAGCAUUCAUGCAGAGCUGUGCUGAAGAAGGAAGUGGUGGUGGCAGUGGCUGGGAGCCACAUAAUCCAGGUGGAGCACCGGCUGCUGGGCCGGCAGACCCAGUCCGUCAUGUUGGCCAAGAGUGUCCGCCAUGUCGAUGCAGUCGUCUACAGCUCUGUGGAUGACAUGCUGAUACUGAGUGAGAGUGAAGAGAAGAAAUUGUUCUCAAUGGCGAUGUCUACUAAUGUAAUUAGACCACUACUCGAGAAAGGAAUUGGGAAGAUCAUGAGCCUGUCAUAUGAUGUGUAUGGUAACAAUGUGUACUGGACUGAUGCUGAGCUUGCAACAGUGAAUGCAAUGAGCAUGAACACCAAAACAGUGGCCGUGCUGUUGAGAAGCACGGGGGCCGAACCGCCGCUGAGUGUAGCUGUUGUCCCAGAUCAGGGGUACAUGUUUGUGGCAUUUGGAUCAUCCUCACAUGUGCACGUGGACAAGAUCCUGAUGGACGGUUCUGGACAGCGUGUCCAUGUGCUGGAGGAAGUGUCGGGGCCCUAUGUCUCUCUCUGGUAUGACAGCAUCCUGGACAGAGUCUUUGUGGCAGAUUCAGGGACGAACACCAUAGGAAGUCUUGCCUCUGAUGGUAUUGACCACCACAUCUUCAAGAAGCUGUCAGGAUCCCCGACAUCAGUAACUGCUCUGGGGCAGGAUCUGUUCUGGACUAUCCAUGGCCAGCGCAGCUUGUACUGGGCCAACAAAUUCGAUGGUGCUUCCAAAGUGAAGAAAAUUGACCUUAUGGCUGCGGGCGACACGUACCACGUAGUGCUGACGGCUGUGAGGGGAGUGGCGCUGCUGCCGAACCACCCGUGCCAUCAGGGGAAUGGUGGCUGCAGCCACCUGUGCCUGAUGAGGGGACAGAAGCAGGUGUGUGGCUGUCCCGAGGGCAUGUUGCUGCAGGAUAACUCGACGUGCAUUGUGCCGGCAGGAUGCCGGCCAGACGAGUUCCGCUGCGAGCGUGACAAGCGGUGCAUACCUACCUCACGCAGUAAGGCAAUGAAUAGCUUCCCCACAGCAGGCAGUGACAGAUGCAAGUCUCUCUCCCAGGUAGGACGCUAUGUGUCAACCCCCGAAGUUACAUAUAGCAGUUCUUUAAAGUCAGCACUUAGUCUAUUAAACAUCGUUAGUCCAAGAACUGGCAGUGUGAGGUCAUUGAAGUCAUUAGAAAUUAUGCACAGGAUGAUUCGUGCAGUCUUCCCCCCACAUUUGUCCUAUGGAAAGAAUGUAGGUAGUGGAAAGUACCCUCUGCAAAACACUGCUUCAUGUUUAAUAAGGCAUAGAUAUCAAAGAUGUAAUGGUGUAAAUGACUGUCCAAGUGGAGAGGACGAGAAAAACUGUGUGGUGUGCCGGGAGCACGAGUUCGCCUGCAGCAAUGGGCAGUGUGUUUCCCUGGAAGGGAAGUGCGAUGGCAUCGUGCAGUGCUCAGAUGGGUCAGACGAGCGGGACUGCGAAGUUGGGAUGUGUGACACAGAGACUGACUUUGAGUGUCGAAAUGGAAGGUGUGUAGCACAGAGCUUACGGUGUGACCUAACAGAUGACUGUCGUGAUGGCUCUGAUGAAGAAAACUGUGACAUCGUUAAAUGUGGAGAAUCGGAGUUCAGGUGCCGUUCCGGAGCCUGCAUACCGGGCACGUGGGAAUGUGAUGGGGAAGUGAAUUGCCCAGACUCGACAGAUGAACAUGACAAUUGCACGACGGCUACCUGUGGUCCCGACGAGUUCUCCUGCAGUAAUGGACACUGCUUGGACAAGCAGCUGGUGUGUAACCUGGUAGACGACUGCGGCGACGACUCGGAUGAGAGGGAUUGUCAGCAGUCGGGAGCGAGAAAUGCAAGUUUCACCUGCAGUGAAGCAGAGUUCAUUUGCUGGUCUCGGCAGGGGCUGUGCGUUCCUCUGGCGCAGAGGUGUGAUGGCAAGGCGGACUGUCCAAAGGCAGAAGACGAGCGGGACUGUGCGUGUGCUGCAGACGAGUUUGAAUGUAAGAAUGGAAAGUGCAUCUCGACCAGCUGGCUGUGUGACCAGAGGGACGACUGUGGGGAUGCUUCAGAUGAGGAUCCCAGUAGGUGCAUCAGUCUGCGUACAGUGUGUUGUCCACAUCCAGAAAAUGAGUCAAAAAUUAUGUUUUUGUGCUUCAGGAAAUAUCCAAUUUUGGUCAUCUAUUGGAUGAGUAAUCUUAAACCAUCAUACAUUGGGUUCUGUUUUUGUGGAAGAGUUAUACUUACUAGGGAAGAAGCAGCUGUGUGCAAAGGAUUUGAAUGUGACGAUGGUAAAUGUGUAGAGUUGGAACAGCUUUGUGAUGGCAACAGAGACUGUGAAGAUGGCAGUGAUGAAGGUGGCAAAUGUGGCAAGGCGUGUGUGGGGCACCCCUGCGACGGGGAGUGUCAGGCGACCCCGGCAGGCCCACACUGCUACUGCGGGGCCGGCUACGAGCUCGGGCAGGACGGAAAGAGCUGCCACGACGUGGACGAGUGUCUGGUGCGGCCCCCGGUCUGCUCGCAGGUCUGCGUCAACAGCCCGGGUGGCUUCUCUUGCAGCUGUGUCAGCGGCUUCGUGCUCCGCAUCGAUAGGACGUCCUGCAAGGCGACAGGGCCUGCCAUGGAGUACGUGUUGGUGACGGGACGUGGCCAGAUCAGGAAGGUGUCGCAGUCUCUGACCAGUGUGGAUGUAUUGCACAAGCACCACUUCCUGAGGGUCACGGGUCUGGAUGUCGAUGCCAGGGCAUACACCGUCUGCUGGAGCACUCGGGAAACGGCAACAAUUUACUGCCAGUCACUGAAGACCCACAACAGGACAUACGUGGAGGGGGUAGGUAACCCGACAGAGGUGGCAGUAGACUGGAUCACAAAGAACAUCUACUACGUGAAUGAUGUGCCAGCUGGGCAAAGUGACAUACAGGUGUGCCACCUGACGGAAAAGCUGUGUGCUGUUGUGGUGCCAGCUGUAAGUGGCAGUAGGAUUGGCAACAUUGCGGUCGAUCCACUUGCUGGAUUUCUGUUUUGGACUGAAAUGAGCGCUUUAGUAGAAAAAGGAGAGGCCGGCAGUAUCAGGAGGGCAGACCUCGCCGGAGGCGGCCGGACGGUUCUCGUUCAGUCGGGUCUGGGGUCGCUGAGUGGCCUGGCCUUGGACACAGUUCGGCGCACCGUCUACUGGGCGGACGCCUCCUUCCAGGUCGUAGAAUCGGCGACGUACGAUGGCGAAGAGAGGACGGCAGUAUUCACGUCGGAGGUAAAGAGACCCAAAAGACUGGUGCUGUUUGAGGACAAGCUGUACUGGUUGCCAGAGCAUUCGGGCUUUCUGAUGCAAUGCAAGCUGUUCACAAAGGGACAGAGGUGUCGGAGCAUCCAUAUAAAUGUCUACGACGGAGACUACCUGACCAUAAUGCAAGAGUCACGCCAGAGAGCUGGUGUAAACCCCUGUGAGCAUCACCGCUGCUCCCACAUGUGCGCAAUAACUCCUCGAGGGGCCAAGUGCUUGUGUGCCGAUGGGCAGAUCGUAGGUGAAAACAUCCACUGCAAGAAUGAGGGUGCGAAGGUCUCGGAGCCAAGAUUCUUCCUCCCGGGAAUUGUGGACGGUUUGAGAACAGCUACAGUUGCUGACCAGCCGAGCGGUGUGUCUGAGGGGACGAACACCACCUCUGUGGUGAUAGCACUCGUGAUCGUGCUCGUGGUGGUGUGCCUGGCAGCUGUUGUGUAUUACAUAUACAAGAGGCAGCUGGUCACAUUCAGGGACUUGGACUUCAGGAUACGCUUCCAGAAAUCUGGAUUUACUGCUAGCAGGCAGCCUAAAUCUUCAAAAAGUGCCAGAGCUUCUGGUUCUGCUGAACAAGAGUUUGUUAAUCUAGUAGAGGAAGAAUUCAUCUCAAAUGGUGCAGGUCAAGAGUGAAUGUGUGAUAUUGCUAUUUCAAAGUUAGUUGAAAAAAUGUGCAUUUAAGUUUCACAUGAUCUCUAAGUUUGUUUUCUGCUUAGUUAAAA
Schistocerca serialis cubense is the source of this 6241-nucleotide messenger RNA. Its product is annotated as vitellogenin receptor-like. The record is from RefSeq and is a predicted model, not a curated record. The transcript has 43 exons. Gene Ontology annotation, molecular function: protein binding; calcium ion binding. The coding region runs from base 78 to 6152 and encodes 2024 amino acids. Lineage: Eukaryota; Metazoa; Arthropoda; Insecta; Orthoptera; Acrididae.